Messenger RNA from Belonocnema kinseyi, 4219 nucleotides. RefSeq names its product protein spaetzle 3 (gene spz3). Gene Ontology annotation, cellular component: extracellular region. Lineage: Eukaryota; Metazoa; Arthropoda; Insecta; Hymenoptera; Cynipidae. The transcript is spliced from 8 exons. The record is from RefSeq and is a predicted model, not a curated record. The coding region runs from base 895 to 2523 and encodes 542 amino acids. Gene Ontology annotation, molecular function: growth factor activity; Toll binding. Gene Ontology annotation, biological process: innate immune response; central nervous system formation; regulation of Toll signaling pathway.
CAUUGCGUUCGUAAGAUUUGAUUAAUCCGCGUGAAUCGCAUGUGGACUGCUCACGAGGUGUCGGUCUCGAAGAUCUCGCGUGCGUCCGAUUUUUCGAUUUGAAAAUAUCUUUUUUUUUGUUUUAAAAUUUUUUUUUCGAGUAUAGAUUUUUUUUUAGCUACGUAUCUUGGCCAUGUUUGCCGGUUCCGAAAAUAGUAGUUCGCGACGAAAAGUGAAAGUUUUGUAACAGCGAUUUGUUUCGACGACACUUUGGUGCGCCGUGCUUCGAUCAAAUUCAUAUGAAUAUGUUCUCAGUCUAAUUUGAAAGAAGAAAAUAAGAGAAAAUUGGGGAAAAAAUUUUGAAGAAGGAAUUCGAAAGAUUCCGAGUAACGAGACAAAAAGAGUGAUUCAGCAAGAUUGAAGAAAAAGCUCAGAAUAUUGGAUGACCCUUGUGGAGUGUAAUAGUAAUUAACAAGGAAGAAGAGAGUAAAUAGUAUCGUUAAUUUUCUGACAUCAUUUGCACGAUUGGGCUCGGUUGAAUUCAAGGUCUGAAUAGUCAGUCGUGCGACACUGAAUCGGAAGUAGGAAGACCUCCUCUCAUUCACUCUGGACGGAAAUAAAGUAAUCUGAUAUCUGAAUCACCUGGAUUAGAUUAUAGGAAUAUACAGAUCAUUUAGCAAUGAACGCUCCAUCAAUCAGUCUCAUCCUUGAUCGAAUUCCUUCUCAGAUUCACCGACACACCAGAUAUUUUUAGAUGCUUUCUCACCGAAAUUACAUUAACGCGAUGGGGAAUCCCUUCAAUGUGAACCAUCCAAGAGAAACGACCUUGUUGAACUCUCCAAUUAUCAAACGAAUUUGAUACUCGUUUGAUCACUCUAGAAUUGAGUGCCUUUUUAAGAAUCUUCCUGGGAAAAAAUGUCACUGGCCAACUUCUCCUUGCCUUUCCAAACUGUGACGCCCUCUCCGUUUUUAUACGCGGGUAAUGAGGGUCGUUCAUUCAUAAAUAAUCUGCGACUGAAUGCUGCACUACCGCCCCCACCCGCCCUCGCCUUUAGUGAGGAAACGCAUUAUCGAAACGAUCCAUACUAUCGAUACCAUCAACAAUCGCAACAGCAACAACAGCAGCAGCAAAAAACGCAAAAACAAGAACGUUAUCGCCAGGCAACAUCACCCCAACCCAGAGGACGAGAAUUUUUUUCAGAUGCUGCUUCGUCCUUUUCCUCAACAAGAUCCUUUUCUUCUCAGGAUACGAGAUAUUCUGGGUAUGAACAGGAUUUUAGAAGAACCCAACCUAGACAGGAGCAACAACAGCAGAGGCCUCCAAUCUUGCCCACUGUUCAACAACUGCCCCAGCAACUACAGCGAGAAUUGCCCCAACAAUUGCCCCAACAAUUUCCUCAACAAUUACCCCAACAAUUGCCCCAACAAUUGCCUCAACAAUUGCCUCAACAAUUGCCUCGACAAUUGCCUCAACAAUUGCCCCUAAAACAACGUAUUCCUAUUCAACAAGAGAGAGACCAACUACAAUCACCAACAGAUCCUAGGGACAAGUCUCAAGAAAAUUAUCCAGAAAGACCGAAUGGGUACACGAGAGUGAAUAGUGGAUCUUAUACGGGACCUGGGGCAAAAACGUCAGUCCAUGCAGUUCUCGAUUACGAUGAUGAUGAAUUUGAAGAAUACUACGAUGACGAGAACCCGGUCAUUCCUAGUGAUGCCCAUGUGACCCCAAUCCAGGGACCAAUUCUUUUGAAAAAUGGAACAGUGCCUGUUGUUCCACUUUACUCGUAUCCACAGUUGAAUAAUGGCACCUUAGUGCAAAUACCUAUCUUGUGGACAGCUCUUUCAGUAGCUUUGGGAGUGGAACUUCGAGGUGAUUUAGUCAAAGGUGCGCCUUGUAUUAAAAAAAAUCAUCAGCUUUUUUGUCCAACUGCUGGGAACAGUUAUCCUAUUGAACGGAUAGAACGAUUUAUAGAUGAGAAUAAAGCUCUAAUGAAGAGGAUGUAUGGUGAUUUUGAAAUGACCGAGUUUCCACCACCCAGAAAAGACCCCACAUUUCGAAGAAAAAGAACAGCAACGAGUCACGAUAUUCCAGAUGGCGGACCAAGCUUUCGUGACGAUCUCAAAUCUGAUCCACAUGCUGGAUCAGGAGAUUCCUAUUUUAGCAAAAUUAGAAAACCUAGACAGUCAUUUUCAAAGGCACAAAAUGCAAACGAUAGUGGAAGAGUAGAUGCAUGCGAGGCCAAAGUGGAAAUAGUGACACCAUAUUGGUUCAAGAAUAGUGCAGGAAAAGUUCGUGCUAUUGUAAACACUGAACAUUUCGAGCAGGCUAUUCAUCAGGAAGUGUGUUCGAAAACCAAGACAAACAGAUGUACUGGUGAUUGUGGAUGUGAACAAAAAUACAAAUGGCACAGAUUAUUGGCCUAUGAUCCUGACAAUGACUGUAAAGGAAUUUUCAUGGACUGGUUCCUCUUUCCGUCUUGCUGCGUUUGCAGAUGUGAGCCAAAUGCCAAAUUUCCAGGAACAUCGACAACCUCUAAAAACUAAAUAAAGGAACAAAAACACAAGAAUCUAUCAAUUUUUUUCAUUUUUCUCCAAACUUCAACAAAAAAUUGGAGAAGAAAAGGAAAAUCGAAAAAAACCUCGUGAUCUUCGAACCAUAUCAAUUUUCUUAAUAUAUAAACAGUUAGAAAAUGUUUUUAAUUUGACAGAACCAGUAUAGGGUUCUUCGUGUAAGAAUUCUACUUUAGGAUAAAUUAAGUUACAGUAAAGUUAAGCUUUUGAAUUGAGAACUGAUUUUUUAAAAAUAUUUAAACUAAAGCAGCAAAUGCGAUUUUAAGAAUUCAUGGGCUAGAGAAUAAGUUUUAAACGUAUAUACUUCUUAUAGCUACAUACAGAUGACUCUGGAUCUAAUUUUCAAUCCAUAAAAUUGAAUUAAAUUUUGUUUAUUUUUACAGAGCACACAUUAUGGUGGUCCAAAUUUAUACCUUUUGAAAUUAAAUUUUUUAUUCUUGGUGAUCGAUCCUCCCACCUGUUAAUAUUGUGCUCGGAAAAUUCCCCCAAAAACACAAAACAACAAUUUUAUGCGAAAUUCAUACUAACGACUUUAUUUUUUUCAACGUCAAUUAUUUUUAUUUAAUAAGUGACAAGUUUCCAGGUAUAUUUUAACUAAUUAGAAAUUUUAUGAACAAAUAUUAUUUUUAGGAACCAUUUUGUCCAUUUAUAUAUCAAGAUAUACUUUUUUCAGCUAUAAUUGACAUAGUUGAUGAAUGUCAAAGAUAAUGUUUUUUAUUUGAUAAAUUUUGGUCAGUAGUUAAAACAAUUUCUGUUUGUAUAAUGUUUUUCUAAUAAAUCGUUAUUUUCUUAAAUUAAUCAUGCAGUUAAUGAGUAUUCAGAUUUUUUGUGCGUGCAAGCUUGAAAUUGUUUGAACAAUUAUUAACGUUUGCUCCUUUUCAUAGGAGAGAUGGAGAAAAUUCUACUGUUCUUGAGUCUCUUGCACUAAGACGCUUAUUAUUCACUAUUUUUUUAUUUGAAAAAAAUUUAAAAAUUUAGGGUAUAAGUAAUAAAAUGAGAAAUUACUUUAUAAUAGGCCACAUUGUAGAUUCGAAAAACCUAGAAUUUUCCUUACCUUUCCUAUAAAAAGCACCAAGUGAUAUUGAUUAUAUUAUAAUAAUUGCAAACCGUCUGAAAAAAAUAGCUUUACGAACAUUUUUUAUCGGCGUCAUUAAAUUAUGAAGAGAAUAACUUUUUACAAUAUACAGGAGAAAAAAUGGUUAAACCCGAAUACAAAAAAAUAAAAAAUAAAAUAUCGAAAUAUUAUUUAAAAAAUAUAUUACUUUCAACAUUCACUAGUUAUGUCAAUAAUUACAGAAAACAGUUACUUUUCGCCAUUCACAGGGGAAAAAAUGAAAGUUGUUUAAAUAAUUACUAAAUGUGUAAAAUUGUCCGUAGCAUGAAUUUGACAGAAAACAGCUAUUUUUAAUUUUUGGGGCAUUUUCUUGGCACAAUGCAAGGGAAUCAAAAAUUUAAAUUUGAUUUUUUGGAACGCCCUAGGCACACAUCCUUUUUUCAAGUCUAGUUAUCUAAUAAUUUUAUUUGAAGUAAUGUUUCAGAACUCAGAAAAUAGUCUUCUGGUAAUCAAAUUUGAUGACGGUAAUAAGUUGAAUUUCCUGAUUCAGACAGAGGAUAAAACAAUCGAUUUUAUAUAACUCAAUAAUAGCUUAAUGUUUAUAUUAAAUAGUUC